AUGGCAGCUGCUUUCGAUGGCAAUCGCCAACGUCCCGGCAACAAACCAGCUGCAUCAAUUGCCAGUCGUAAAUGCGGAGGACAGGCCGAGCAGCGGCCGCCAUUCGCCAACAGCCCACUUUGUCCUCGGCCGCUGCCCGCUCGCCUUCUCCAUCCCGAACAGACUCAGCACGCUGCAUCUCCAUCUCUCCAACCACCCCCUCGGCAGUGGAGACCCUGUCACUCUCUGUUCACUGCCAUUCUCGCCCGUCCGCCAGAGCGCAUGCGUAGUGCAAGACUCUCUCUUCUGACCGAAACUCCCGCCUAUUCUUCUUCGGUGACCACCAUCCCGUAUCUCCAGCAGCUGGAGGCGAUAUCGAGUCCGGUUCCGAACUUGGCAGCCACCCUGAUCAACCCUCCUGAAGCCGAUGAUGCCCAUGACGAGAACGUGAACUUUCUGCGGUCUCGUGUGCGCUUGUCCCCCGAUUCAUCCUCAAGUCGCGCUCGGCGCAGACGGCCACCCUACCCCCCAGAGGGCGACCUUGACAGCAUGGAUACAGAGGACCAGAGAAACCCCCAACAGGAGGCUAACCGCCGCUUUCCCAUCAUCCGUCGCCAGCGCGAAGGGUCCAACAUCGUCCCGGACUACGAAGGACGGACGUCAAACGUGCGGUCUCUCUACGGCUGGGCUCCGGGGUCGGAUGAGGAGGAAGAUGACGAAAGCAGCAUCUGGUUUGGGAGAGGAUCAGACCGUGAAACGGGCAGGAAUGGCGCCAGUCUUCGCAGUCUGCGACCCGAAGGGACCGGGAGAGUACCGCAACCUUUCGGUGGAGAGCCAUCAGAAGGAAGCAGCCUUAGUUUGCGGUACGGGGAGGCGGCGUUAUCUGCUGAAGCAUUGUUGCAAUCUGUGCGACGCCAGUCUAGGUUUGCCAGGGCUCGAACGCUCCAAAAUUACAUCCUCGAUCGAGAACGAAGUGGUGGACAAGAGCCAGACGAUCGAGAGCGAGAGCGAGAGCGAGAACGAGAACGAGAACGCGAACGAGAACGGGCCGGGGCGUCGUCGUUACGCACUUUCAGAUUCAUUCCAAGCAGCAGGAACCUCCCUAGUAACGAUAUCCGGGUCAGGUUGAACGCGCAUCGACAGUUGUUUUCGGAGAACCCCCCCAGUGUCCGCCUGAAAGAGGCCAUCAAGUACCUGGAACGGGUCCGAUUCUCGAGCUCGUACGAGGAGAGCAUUUCAUCAGCCGCGGAGGGUGGGUUCAUUCAAUUCGACUACUUCACCUGCAACGAGGACGAUUUUAUCCUGGAUACGUCGACGAUUGCGCCGCCUGCAGAGUGUUCUUGGCUGCGGCCGGGCUCUGUAUUUACUGGUUCGCAACGGGCUGCCAACAGUGUGAGUGCUCAUAUACUGUCGCAUCGGAUAUCGGGCCCGCAAUCGAACGAGCCUGUGAUCGUGAAUGGCAGCGAGACCAGCCGGAUCAGUGUCUAUACGACCAGCGGCCGCCGCUACUGGGCAGGAAACAUUUAUCCGCCAGUCACAGUGACCAGCAAGGACGAGCAUUGGCCGGUCAAGGUGACCAUCCACAGUGUAGACUAUUCUACUAUGACUUUGUCGGGCACGAUGGAAGCAUACAAUAUUCCGGACAAGACCUCGCCGACGCGGGAUGCCCACAUCAUCACGUUUCUGGAGGGGGAGAUCAUCGAUUUCAAUACACACACGUUGGAAACGAAGAGUUUCAAGGCGGACGCCGAUAUUGACAGCACCUACUGGCGGGAACUGCAGCCGUUCAAGAACCUUACAGAUGACGAGAUGAUCAAGAACCUGGUGAGCAAGCGGUGGGUAACGGAAGAGCUGACCAAGGGAUGGAUUUUGAUGCGAUGGAAGGGUGCGUAUGCAGAUACAUUUAAAAAUCCCCUUUUUUUCGUUGCUGACUCUUGUAGAACGCUGUUUCAUCACACCAACCGAUGCUCGCCAAGGACUGACGAUCUCCGGGUUCUAUUAUAUCUCACUUCGUCGAGAAACGGGUGA
This is a messenger RNA of Rasamsonia emersonii CBS 393.64, 2007 nucleotides long. RefSeq lists its product as uncharacterized. The record is from RefSeq and is a predicted model, not a curated record. Bases 1 to 2007 code for a protein of 668 amino acids. The transcript is spliced from 3 exons. Gene Ontology annotation, biological process: protein catabolic process in the vacuole; negative regulation of gluconeogenesis; proteasome-mediated ubiquitin-dependent protein catabolic process. Lineage: Eukaryota; Fungi; Ascomycota; Eurotiomycetes; Eurotiales; Trichocomaceae. Gene Ontology annotation, cellular component: extrinsic component of membrane; GID complex.